AUGUCAAGUGAAAAACGUGGUAGCAAGAUUCACGUAUUUGUCAUAAACGAUGUGAAGAGUAACGAUAAAGAAGAUGAGAAAAAGGAAGAAGUGGAUGAUACUUUAAAGUCCGAUGAAUACAAAGUCAAUGGUUGUGAUGAGAAUGCGUUGAAUACAGGAAAGGAGGAAUGUUCUGAAACCAAAAAUAAAGAACGAAAAGAUGGAGACAUUGGUGGAGACCAUGAUAGAGGCACCACCAAUUUGAUGAAGAAAAAUGAGGAAAUCAUAAGGCACAAAAUUUACCAUCCACAAGUUAGAAUUAUUAAAGUAAGUUGUGGAAAAUCUAUCAUUGGGUUCUUAUCGGUUAUGGGGAAAGUAUACUGUUGGCAUUUGAAUGGAUUUGACGAUUUUGAUAAGAAUGUACCGUACUUACUAGUAGGUAACAUUUUGAAAAAUAAAAUAAUCAACGAUGUAAGUAGUGGAGAUAACCAUAUUGCUUUUAUUUCGAAGGAAGGAGAAUUAUUUACUUAUGGUGAUAACACAUAUGGCCAGUUGGGAAAUGGACAAAGUGAUGGGUUUGUUCCAGAUGAUGCAGUAGGAUCUACCUUAGGUUUAACUACAGAAAUGGCUCCUUCUGCUUCUUCCUUAGGAAAGGAUGAAAAGGAUCGAGAGGAAAUGAAGGGAGAGGAAGAGAUGGGACAGGGGAAAAAAACAUGCCUUGGAGACUCUGAACAAGUAGAUGCAAAGAAUCAGAAAACAGAUGUGCUGAAAAAACAGGAUAAAUGCAAAGUAUACAAAAUAGACGUAGAAAAUAACAUCGUGAAAUAUGUAUACUCAAGAGAUAAGUAUACACUGUAUCUAACCAUUGAUGGACUUUUAUAUGGGUUCGGAUUGAUAAACGAACAUCUAAUAAAAGGACAAAAAAAUAAAUACAAAAGUGAGAGAAUAUUAAAGAAACCACAUCUGAUACAUACAAAUAAUAUAUCUUUUAAAAAAAUUUCUGUUGGGAAUAAUUUUAUUCUGGGAAUUGAUUUUCAUAACUUGCUUUAUUCAUGGGGUGAUAACACAGAUGGAGUUCUUGGACAUGAUAAUUAUGAAGCAUGUUAUGAACCCAGGUUAAUUGAAAAUGUUAAAAAUGUAAUUUAUGUAAGUGCAGGAAAAGUUAGUUUAUGCAAAACCAUUGAUGGAGAUAUUUACAUAUGGGGGGCCAAUUAUGGACCUAAGCCUAGUCUCAUAAAAAAUAAAUUUCAUCAAAUGAUUAUUAAUCAAAAUUUUAUUAUUGGUUUAUGUGAAAAAAAAAAUAUAUGGGUGAAAAAAAUUGACAAUUCAUCUCAUGGAUAUUAUAUCAACAAUUUGAAAAUAAAUUUGUUAUGUUCCUACGAUAAUUUAAUUAUCGGUGUGGAGAAUCACGAAGAAAGGGAACUAGUAGGACCCAUUCCUUUAGAUGCAAAAGAAUCAGAUUCUAACUUGACACAGCAGAAGGAACAUAAACAAACUGAUAAUUCCAAGCAGAGCAAAAAUAAUGAUAUUACGAAUGCACAUUUGAAUGUUAACUCAAGUGGUGCAUCUAUCGCUACCGAUUCAGUAGGUUUAGCUAGCACCAAAGAAGAAAUACCGAAUAAUCCUACAGAAGGUGCAGAUAGUAGCGAAAAAAAUAGUUGCAGUGAAGGAAUAAGUUAUAGUGACAUAUUUCGCUUUGAAGAAAAGGAGAGGAAACAGAAAUGCAACCCAGAUGACACAGUCUCCAGUGCAGAAUCCAGUGCAGAAUCCAGUGCAGAAAUCAGUGCAGAAAUCAGUGCUAAUGGGCCAGCAGAUUCUGAAAUGAAUAAUGAUUCGGAUGAUCUUAGGAGGGGCGACACAAAUGGUCAUUACAGGCUGGGCACAAUUGAGAAAGGGAUAAAAACUGGUUCUUGUGGUGGUGUAGAGGAUCUGAGAACAAAGUGUUCAGAGUUCUCGGAAUUGAAAUCAUAUCCUUCAUGUAACUCUAAUGAAAAUUGUUAUGAAAGUGGUGGUGACAUAAUGAAUGAUGGAAACAAUGAAAAUUGCAAUACACUUGCGAGACAGAGAAAUGAUUUCCUGAUGAAUCAAGAAAAAGAAACAACGGAAAAUAAUUACUAUGAAUUGUUAGAUACAGAAAGGAAGGAAGAAGAUUACUUUGAUGAAGAAAACUAUGAUGAAAAAUAUUAUGAUGAAAAAUAUUAUGAUGAAAAGUACUACGAUGAAAGUGAAGAGAAUUUCUUAUUAACAAAUUUGUGUGCAGAAUCUGAAUCUGUUAAUCCGAAUGCUAAACAUUGUGUACUCAUUAAUAAACAAGCAAUUGAUAAACAGAAUUCCCAUUUAAAAUCUGCAUUGAAAAAAUUUGCUACAAAUAAUAAAAUUAAAAAAACUGUCUCAUUUUCAAAUUACGUGUACAAUUUAACUAAAUGUAACUAUGAACCCAUGAAUGGAAUUUCUAGUGAUGAGGAAAGCAAUGAUAGAAAAAUGGAUAAAAGUAAUGAUGAAAUGAAGGAAAAUGGGGAAAAUGAUAAACCUGAUCAAGUGAACGAAAUUGACAAAAUGGAUAAGCAUAAUGAAUCCGAGAAAAUAGAAGAACACAAAAUAGGAAUACAAAAUAAUCCAUUUAACAUAUCGGAUAGAGACAUUACCAAAAAUUGUAAAAAAGAACAAAACAUGUCAUCCAUUAUUGAUAUGAAUAUAAAGUGCAACAAUCCAGGAAGAAGCGAUUUCUCAAAUUAUGAUAAUUUUUCUAAUGAUCUGAAAAAUACAUCAAAUGGAAAUUCAUUUUUAGCGGAUAUUAACAUGAAUAAUCAAUUCGUAUGGGAUGAAUCUUCAGAAGAGUGUAUAACCCAUGAGGAUACCUUUAAUAAGGAUAGAGAAAAUGCUGCUAAGACACAGACAGAAAGUGAAUAUAUUACAAGAACAGAGUUAUCAAAAAAUUGUAUUCCAAUUCAAAAUGAUGUUUUCACAUAUCAAAAUGAAUUGAAGAAAGAAAAAGAUAUUAUCAAAAAUGUAUCUAACGAUAUAAAUGAUCUCAACAAUGAUUAUACGUUUGAGAAUCAUGCAUCUGAAGGGUGUUCUUGUGGCAUUUCAGAAAACAAAUAUACCAAUUGGACAAACUCAAAUAUAUGGGGAUACAAUUUUACCAGUACAGGAUACAAGGAUGCGGACCAAUUUGAAAAAAAUUCGUACAGUAUUCUGAAUAAGGAUUAUGGUAUCAAAUAUAAUUUUAUUCAAAAAGCAAAUAAUUUCAGAAAUGGAAUUAAUGAAUAUGAAAAAGGAGAAGAAAAGGGAGAGGAGACAACAGUAGCAGCAGCAGCAGCAACAACAGCAAGAGAAUCCGAUAUAGAGCACCUGUGUAAGGUAGAAAAGGAAUUAAAUCCAACUAUGAUGUACAAUUGUGUUGAUAAUAACUCCUGUAGGAUUGUUACUCCAAGCGAUUCGACCGUGAAUACAUCAAGCUGCCAGAUUAGUUACAAAAAUGUGAAAGACAAUCAUUCGAAAAAUGAAAGCAUAACUGUGCACACACCUGAAUGGGGAGGAAAUCAGUUAAUUUGCGAAAGUUUCGAGAUCAAGCCAAAUAAAGAAACCAUUCCACAGCUAGCUAAAAAUAAAAAAGACACACAAAGAAUUCAAACACUGAAUACGAAUGGGGAUAGAAAUAUAGGCACAGGUACGAAAUUGGUGAUGCAUAAUGAUGGAAAGAGCAUCUUCAUAAAUACUAGAUAUUAUACAAGAACUGUUCAUAUUCUAUUAAAAAAAAAGACACAAUUAAGAAAAGUAAAACAAAGAAGAGGAGUAGCAGAAGGAGCAGCUGCAGAAGUAGCCGCAGAAGUAGGAGGAAAAAAUAAACGCUCGUUUCAAAAAUUGCAUUUGCACGAUAGAGGAAAAAAAUUGAAUUCCAAGUUUUACCACUCCAGAAGGGUCCACUUUUUCAAAAUAAAACAUUAUAUAUGUAAAAACGUAAAAUACGAGAUUGCUAAAAAAAUAGUAAAUGCAAAGAAUGAGUGCCCACCACCUCUUUGCACGAAAUCGGAUCCAUGGGAUGUCCAAAAUGAAUAUAAAGAGAAUAUGACAAUACCUGCAUCAGAUAUUUGUAAAUGCUGUGGAGGAUAUACAUUCCACGUCAAAAACACACAUACGAAAGAAAAAUCAAACAACAGUAAUCAAAUGAAGGAAACAUUGAUUACUAAAGGAGAUAGAGAUUCUGCUAAGAAGAUAUUUGUAUCGAAGAAUAAAAAAAAAAAUACAACUUGUAAUUUAAAACCUAUUUUGAAGGAAAAGAAGAUCGUGGGAAAACUUGAAAACUCAGAUAAUGGAACAAAAGGUGUGAUUUGUAAAAUGGGUAUGAAACAAAUUAUAUCCAAGAGUAUGGAAAAGAGUAUGGAAAAAUCUACAUGCAGUGCUAAAAAUAUGACGACUUCAAAAAAUGAAAAAAACAGUGUAAACAAAAACAAAAAAAAAAAAAAUAAUGAGCAAAAGGAGAAAAAUUUUAUGACAUGUUCAGAUGAUAAUGUUUCAAAUAAAAAUUUCAUACAGGAAAAUCACAGUGAAAAAAAUAUCAUAACCAAAAUAAAACGAAAUUCAUCCAUGUCGAACAUCCACAAUAAUUUAUAUAUCGAUCCAAAUGCAGAUCAAAAUGCGGAUCAAAAUGAGGAUCAAAAUGAGGAUCAAAAUGAGAAAUUUGCAACAUUGAAAAAAAAAAAAGAAUAUUUUUCCGAUUCUGAAAAUAUAUCUAAAUUUGUUUCCCGUUCGAGGUCAGGGGAUAUUUCAAAUUUAUGUUCAUCAAAAAAAUGUUUUGAGAAUGAAUCGUACACCCGUUGUUUUAACAAUAUCACAUGUAAGACGAGAAAACAAAAAUGCAAAGAAAAUGUUUUACAAUGUCAACAGGUGAAGGAAGAAAAGGAUAUUAAUUCUGGAAAUGAUAAACAUCCAGAUUUAGAAAAUGAUAACAGCGGUUUCUUAAGAGAAACAGAAAAAAAUAAUCAUGUAUGCAGCAGUUUAACAAGAAAAAAAGCAACAAAAUUUCAAGCUGAGGUUAGAAGCAAGCCUGCACCAGAGAUUAGGAGCCAUUCCACACUAGAAACCAAAAACAAAUCUUCAGGGAAGAAACAAUUAAGUCGAACCGAAUGGACAAGUGAUACUGGGAUUGUCGAAUGUAACAAAGGAGAUAAUUUUCUUGGAGACAAAGGAGAAAUAAGCAAUAAUAAUAUGAAAAAAUAUUCCAAUACAAAUAUAAGAAACAAAGGACGUAUUAAUUCCACGCAGAAGAAAGUUAAAAAAAGUACAAUCGAGGACACCACACUGUGUCUUUAUAAUCAAAAUAAUAUGAAGGAAAAAAAAUUAGGACAAACAAAAAAAAAACCAUGCAUUAAGAAUAAGAAGACGACAAGAAACGUAAGCAUAGACAUACUCAGUAUUACAAAUAAUGAAAAAUGGGAUUCAUGCAAAAAGACUAUUAACACAAAAGAAAUUUCAAAGUGUAACACUGGAUGUGUCAAAAUAGAUCAAGGGAAAAAUCAUGAAGAAAUUGUUUCCAUAGACGAUGAGUCAUUGAAAGAGAAUUCUGCAUUUAGCUACGAAUCGCAAAGCGUAAAAAAUGAGAAAAAUAAUAAAAAUAUAAACAAGAAAACGAAAACAGAUAAUAGUGGAAAAAGCAAUAUAAAUGAAAGUAGAAAUGUAAAUAAUAAUCGAGGAAUGCUGAAAAAGCUGGAAAAACAAAUUAGACUAAUGAAAAACGAUGUAGAACUUGACAAAGAUACAAGAAGACACGCAAAUAAAAAAAACAAUAUUCACAAAAUUGAUAAGAUACAUAAAGAAGAAAUUGAAAUAUUCGACAAAGAAUAUUCCACAAACAAAGAUGAAAAGUGUGAACGUUUGUACCAAAAUGUGAAAGACAAAUUAGAUUCGGAUGUAAAAUUAAGGGAGGAGAAAAAAAAAGGAAAAAAAAAAUGCAUAAAAAAAUUACUUAAGGAUGUGCUAUUCAUUUAUAACGAAUAUAAAUGCAUAAAAAAAGAAAAGGAAGAAAAUGAAAAAAAAAAAAAUUAUCUAAAAUAUUUACUUGAAAACACUGUAAUAAAAACAAAUGAAAUGAUUAGGAUUAACAAAAAUUCCUUUCAACUGUAUAUCGACAAAAUAAGGAAAGAAAAUGUGUUUUUAAAAAAUGAAUUAGAUGAAGAAUCACAUCAACAUCAUUAUGACUUACAACAAUUAGUCAACAAAAUAACACAUUUGGAAAAAGUGAAAGAUUUUAUAGCUAGCCAAAAUGAGGAAUACACCAAAAGAAAUAUGACAUUAACAAUCGAAUGCGAUAAAUAUAAAAAAAAAGAAAUGGAAACUCGUAGCAUUGCUGAUAACUAUAAACGAAAUUUAGAAAAAGAAAAAAAUAAAAAAAAAUACAUACUCAGGAAAAUUGAAAAUUCCUUAAAAUCGUGGGAAAUCGAUUACAACGAACUCAGCAGCAAGUACAACCUGCUCAGGGAGGAAAAGGAGGAACUAACGAAACGGAAUGAGGAACUAACGAAACGGAAUGAGGAACUAACGAAACGGAAUGAGGAGCCAACGAAACGGAAUGAGGAGCUAACGAAACGGAAUGAGGAGCUAACGAAACGGAAUGAGGAGCUAACGAAACGAAGUGAGCAGUUAGAGAAACUAAAUGAGGAGCUGUCAAAACGGAAUGAGCAGUUAGAGAAACUAAAUGAGGAGCUGUCUAAGCGCUGCGAUAAUUUGUCAAAGAUGUACAAUCAAGUGAGCGAAGAAGUUAUCUUACUUAAGAGAGAAAUAAAUGGAGAGGAGAGAGUAGGCAGGGAGAGGGUAGAAAAAGUGGAUUACUUAGGUGGUAAAUAUACAUCAAAUAAAAAAAACAUAAAUAACAAACAACAUAAGAUUCUUAUGACUAGGAAUAAUGGAAGUAAUGCAAAAGGAUGGAAUGAUGGAUCAUCCGAUAACCAUGAAAGAAUGACAGAAAAUAAGGGAAGACAGAAAGAGGGGGAAAAACAUAUUUUACAUUUGAAACGUGAGAAUGAAGAAGAGGAAAUAAAAAAGAAAAAAAAGGCAAUUCAUGAAAAGGAUACAGAUUUAUCAAAAACUUUGGAAUUUUUAAAAGAUAAAUUAAAACAGAAUUGGAAAAAUUUCAAAAACCAAGAUUCAUUAGUAGAAACAAUUCUUGAAGAGGUAAUUAAGAUGGCAUUUAACAGUAUAAAUGACAAAAAGGUAGUAAGAGAAAGUAAUCACAAAUUGGAAAAAACGGCAGUGAGAGACCUUAUUCAACAUGUCAUAAAAGGAGAUAUUGGAGAUGAGCAGGUAGUGCACCUCUCAAUAGAGAACACGGUGUGUGGUAGUAGUGGAUCUGCUGAGAAAGUUCAAGUGGGUGGGUUGAUGCAGGACGAGGCAGGACAAGUGGGAGUGGAAGUUGAGGAAGUUGGAGAGGUGGAAGAAGUUGGAGAGGUGGAAGAAGUUGGAGAAGUGGAAGAAGCUGGAGAAGUGGAAGAAGCUGGAGAAGUAAGAGAAGUUGGAGAAGUGGGAGAGGUAGCAAUCUCAUUUGACGAAUGGGACGAACGCAUUGAUUCAGGAAAAAGAGCAACCCACAGGAACAAGUGCAGUGAUGAGAAGAAAAAGGAAAAACUUAAAAAGGUUGUAAUGGAACAAAUGGAGGAAAUAUUGACUUCCGUUGAAAAAAUAAAAGAAAAUUAUUCGCACGACAGUAAAGAAGUUAGAACUGAUAAGAUGGAAGGAGACAAUUUGGUAAGUAGUGAAUCUAUGGAAUCGAAAAUAUCCAUUUAUGAUAUUCAAUCCAACGGGAUCCUUGUGGAUAAUGAAGAAACUCCCUUAAACCAAACAGUUGUGAAGAAUGAUGGAAAUAGUCAAGGUAAGUUCAGUAAGGCAGAAGAAUGGAACGAACAGAAGGAGAAAUUCACUACAUAUGCGAAAUCUACAAGUUUGAAAAAAAAGACACAAACGAUUACACAUUCGAAGUUGCAAAAAUCAAGGAAAAAUAAACUGCUGAGUGAAACAAGUGGAAUGUUGAAUAACAUAACAAAUGCAGUGAAAGGAAGUAAUGGAAGCAAUGGAAGUAAUGGAAGUAAUGGAAGUUAUGGAAGUUAUGGAAGUAAUGGAAGGGAUUCUAUGAAUCGUUCUGAUGGGUGGUGUGAUGAAGAUGAGGAGCAAGUGAAGCAAAAACGAAAGAAAGAAAAGAAAAUUUACAAUGGUAAAGGUGGUAAGGGGUAUUCAAAUGAACAGAAUUUAAGAACGAAAAUUAGAGAUAUCAAAAAGAAUGACAUUGAGAAAGGGAUAGAUUUAAAGAGAGCCAAUUCAUCAAGUAUCGACAUGCAAAAGAAUGUCCAAGAUGGGAUAUCAUCAAGUAUGACUAUUUUAAAAAAAAAUGCACAAUUAAAAGAAAUCGAAAAUAAUGGUUUUUUAUUAAUGCAAGAUGGCAGCGGUAUAAAUAAAAAUAACGCUUAUCACAGAAAUGCAAAGUUCAAUGAUUCAGUAGUACCAAAAGGGAAGAUGAAUACUAGAGGGAUUAAAAGAGAAAAAAGUGCAAGUACUAACGAUGCACACAAAGGUAAUAACCCAAGUGAUAACCUGAAAACAAAAAAUAAUGAACUGAAUGAUAUAUUAGAUUGCAUUUUCGAUGCAUCAACGGAUCAGUCAUCUCUCAAUGAAAACAUGCUAAAUAUUCAAAACUUGAUCGAGAACAACCUUAAAAACAUUUUCAGCGCCCGCGAUUAG
Messenger RNA from Plasmodium gonderi, 8706 nucleotides. RefSeq lists its product as hypothetical. The coding region runs from base 1 to 8706 and encodes 2901 amino acids. The record is from RefSeq and is a predicted model, not a curated record. The transcript has a single exon. NCBI's taxonomy places the organism in Eukaryota, Apicomplexa, Aconoidasida, Haemosporida, Plasmodiidae.